AUGUCUAUUUUUACUGCUUCGCCUUCUUUCUUUCUUUCUUUCUUUCUUUCUUUCUUUCUUUCUUUCUUUCUUUCUUUCUUUCUUUCUUCGACCACAGUUUCCCUGAUUUCUCUUAUUCCAUUUUUUCUUUUUUCUUCUCCUUUUCGAACAACAGUUUUUUUUGUUUUUUUUUUGUUGUUUGUUUCUUUUUUUCUUUCUUUUUAUAAAUUAUUUCUCUUUCCCUCUCAGUUGUUCUUUUUUCUUAAUUUUCAUUAUCGUCUGUUGUUCUUCUAUCUUCAUGACUUUUCUUUCUUUCAUUUAUUCAUUCUCUUAUUCUUUCUUUCUUUUUACUCAUUCAUUCUUUCCUUUCCUUCCUUCCUUCUUUCUUUUUUCUUUCUUUAUUUAAUUCUUUAUACACAAUUUUCCCUCUUUUUUCACGUUAUGUUUUUUUCUACUCUUUAUCUUCUGAAGAAAUGUCGUUUUCUUUCUUUCUUUCUUUCUUUCUUUGUUUUUUGCUUUUCAUCUUCAAUGUUCAUGACUUUUCUUUCUUUGUUGUUUUUUUUUUCAUUUUCCUUCAGAUAUAAUUCUUUUCUUUUUUCUACAUUGACUAUUUUUUAUUCUCCCUCUUUAUUCAUCUCUAGAAAUAAUAUUUUCUUUUUUCUUUCUUUCUUUCUUUCUUUCUUUCUUUCUUUUCUUUAUUUCUUUGUUUACUUGUUUGUUCGUUUGUUUGUUUGUUUCUUUCUUUCUUUUUAA
Molecule: messenger RNA, 732 nt
Organism: Acanthosepion pharaonis
Lineage: Eukaryota; Metazoa; Mollusca; Cephalopoda; Sepiida; Sepiidae
Source: the annotation of a GenBank genome assembly